AUGGCUCCAAACAAUUCCCAGGGUAUUGAUCACAACGAGCCGUCUGAAGAGCUCGAGCUCCCACCUCUGCCUCAACCUUUGUCUCCAGCCAACACCACUGAAAAUCUUUCACCAAACGCAACAUUUUCAUCCUGGGUUAAUGCUCCAAAGGACUCUCCAUCCUCGGCCGCCAAUGAGUUCUUGGCUUUGACUGCGCCUCAAACUGGACCACACCGACAGCUCGGGAGAAGCGUGACAGGGAUAACAGUAAACAGCAUGAACACCUUCUAUGCUAUGCAGCUGCGAGACACCAACAAGACAAUUGAAUCCCUUCACAACAAAAACAACCGCUUGUGUAUGGGUGAUCAGGCCAAAUCUAACGAACUCAAAGAGAAGAUGACCAAGCUCCGACAAGAUUGA
Puccinia triticina is the source of this 399-nucleotide messenger RNA. RefSeq lists its product as uncharacterized. The coding region runs from base 1 to 399 and encodes 132 amino acids. The record is from RefSeq and is a predicted model, not a curated record. Lineage: Eukaryota; Fungi; Basidiomycota; Pucciniomycetes; Pucciniales; Pucciniaceae. The transcript has 2 exons.